Molecule: messenger RNA, 711 nt
Organism: Eucalyptus grandis
Lineage: Eukaryota; Viridiplantae; Streptophyta; Magnoliopsida; Myrtales; Myrtaceae
Exons: 2
Coding region: 72-638 (188 amino acids)
Source: RefSeq, a predicted model, not a curated record
ACCUAAUCUGAUUUUUCUUUUUCUCUUUUUCUUUUGUUUUUGAACGGUGGCUUGGCAUCUCGUGGUGGAGGAUGGCCGGCGUCAGAGCUCCGGCGAGGGCACAGCAGGUGCACGGUGAGGAGCUCCGGCGAGGAGAUUGUCGUGGGUCGGUAUGGGCCUACGUCGCGGGAGCUGCGUCGGGGCGCUCGGAUCACGAGCUUCAGCCGGCGGGGCGCUGCAGGGACGGCGGGAGGCCUCUGGUGGCUGCGAUGAGGCUCGGCACCGGCGAAAGGGAAGCGUCGAGCUGGGUCUGGGACUUCUGUCGUCGGGGACCUCGGAUUUGCAAGCAGAGGGACUCCGGGUGCUGGAUCUCGACUCGGCUGCGACUCUGGGUCACCGGUGGCUUGGGAUCUGACGGCGAGGUGGUGCGGGCCGCAGGAGACGCCGGGGCGGAGGUGCAGGCUCGGGCUGAGGCGGAUCACCGGCAAAGUGGACACACAGGCAGCAGAACAGGGGAGUCACUCGGGGGGAAGACUCGGAUCGGCACAGCGGCGGCUUUGUCAGGCGGAGCAGAGGCGCUAGGCUGGCUGAAGCGUCGCGGGCCGAGGGCUGAACAGCAACGCCGGGGCGGAAAGGACUGCGAUCUGACUCGGGUCUAGCUCUGGCGGAGGCCAACGGGCCGAGCUGCAAGUCCCAGGCGAGGCGGAUGCGCGAGCGUCGGGGCUCGUGGAC